CAUCCUAAAAAUAUUCUAAUAAAUGAUGGCCAAGUCUUAAUUUCGGAGUUUAGUAUGAUUAAACAGUUCGAUGAUAUCUUCACAUUGUCAAGCUCAAAUACACAAGAGAUGGUAGCAUAUAUUGAUCCACAAUACCUUUUAAAUGAAAAAGGAUUUAAACCUAAUAGAAAAUUGGGAGCUCACGAGUGGUGUUUCUCCGUUUUACAAUUUGUCUUUA
Molecule: messenger RNA, 217 nt
Organism: Racocetra persica
Lineage: Eukaryota; Fungi; Glomeromycota; Glomeromycetes; Diversisporales; Gigasporaceae
Source: the annotation of a GenBank genome assembly